AUACACCAUUAUCAGAUUUUAUUCACAAUGAUAUUACUCAUAAUGAUAUUACUCACAAUGAUAUUACUCACAACGAUAUUACUCACAGUAAUAUUACUUACAAUGAUAUUACUCACAGCGAUAUUACUUACGAUAAUAUUACUCACGACGAUACUACUCACGAUGAUAUUACUCAUGAUGAUAUUACUUACGAUGAUAUCACUUACGAUAAUAUUACUUACAAUGAUAUUACUCACAGCAAUACUACUCACGAUAAUAUUAUUGACAAUGAUAUUACUCACAAUUAUAUUACUCACGAUGAUAUUACUUGUAAUAAUAUUACUUACAAUGAUAUUACUCACAACAAUAUUACUCUUGACAAUAUAACUCACGAUGAUAUUACUCACAACAAUAUUACUCAUAAUAAUAUUGAAUCAUCUGAUUCUACUUAUGAAAUUAUUGAUCUAUAUAAUUCUAUUAAUGAAAAUAUUGAUACUGAAUUGUUCAAUUCUAUUUCUGAAGAUGAAUUAUCUAAUUUAACUUCUGAAGAUGAAGUUCCAUCGUCAGUUACAUCAUUUGAAACAAAUACAUUAGCUGAAAAUUCAUCUUGUGCAAGUUUUAGUCAACAUGCACAAUUAAGAGAGGCAGCAAAUAGACACGUUUAUGCAAAAAUCAUUAAGUUUUCUUAUGCUAAAUAUUCUUUAUGUUCCAUACUAGCUUAG
Molecule: messenger RNA, 701 nt
Organism: Racocetra fulgida
Lineage: Eukaryota; Fungi; Glomeromycota; Glomeromycetes; Diversisporales; Gigasporaceae
Source: the annotation of a GenBank genome assembly